Messenger RNA from Phoenix dactylifera (date palm), 681 nucleotides. Its product is annotated as 2,3-bisphosphoglycerate-independent phosphoglycerate mutase. The record is from RefSeq and is a predicted model, not a curated record. NCBI's taxonomy places the organism in Eukaryota, Viridiplantae, Streptophyta, Magnoliopsida, Arecales, Arecaceae.
AUCACUGUAGCAACGAGUCCAAUCCACAAGGGAAGGAGAAGAGAGGCCGCCACUCCCAGGAGCCUCUCAAGCUGCAAAGUCCUCGCGUUCUCAAAUCUCCAUCCCUCUUUCCCUUUUUCUCCAUUUAAUUUGGGAUGGAUCUCGGCCUGGGGAGACUGACGGCGCGGAUCCCUCUCCGACCUCGCUGUUCCCGAGACGACUCGCGCCCUCCGGAGAAAGGGAAAAACGACAAAGGUGAUAGACUGUCUACAGAUUGGGACAAAGCUUGGUCAAGCUUCCGGAAACGGGGAAAGAAAUCUCUCUUCUCACGGUUUAUUCCAGACAAAUAUGUCAGCUGGAAUCCACGGCGUUCUGAAUACCCAUUGUCAGAGGAGGUUGAUCCCAUCAAAAGAACAGAGAGAUCCAAUCUCGAGUUAUGGACAAGUCCAAAGUUCACUCUGGUAGGAGCCAUAGUUGUGGUGUCGAUGCUUCUAAUCUAUACACUGAUAUUCCCAACCAAGUAAUUUCAACCUGUUAUAUUUUACACAGAAAGUGGGUGCCCACAAUUAUGUAUGAUUUUCUAUCUGUAUGAUGACCCACAAAUAUUGGAGGAAGUGCAGCAUGUGCACUUUGUAUUUAAAUGCAUAAGCUUCCAUCUGUCACAUGAAAUGCUCUUCUCAGAAAGAGUUCUUGAUGCCACCA